AUGAAGCCAGAAUAUCGUAUCUUGUUCGCUAUGGUCUCCCCUUCGACGGCGGACUCGGUCGCGUACUUGAAGUCUCCUCUGCUCGUAUCCGCGGCCCGGCACGCUGAAAAACAUGGUCGAUAUCUGGCUCUCGUAUCUGUCGAGGCCCACGAGCCUGAAAUGCCAGCUGCAGUCUAUCCGGUGCUUGCCGUAAAUGGAACGGAAGCGUUGCCGAGGUUGUUCAUUCCGGUCGCAUCCCCCUGUGGCCCUCGCGCUAUCAUCGAGCCUCGCUUUCCCUGGCGCCAUGGCCCUUGUGUUGUCGACACGUCCAAAGCAUUCAUCAUCCAGCCUGUCUUCGAAUCUCCCUUCGCACAGGCUGAGUCGCGCAAUUUCCUCGACUCGACCAAUGCCGAUCCUGCUUUAGCCUAUCUCGAUGAGGACAUGUAUGUCUUUCGAGAUAUAGACCAGGAGGACAGACGUGCUGGGAUCGUACGUGAGAUGGAAGAAGCCGGCAUUGACACUGCUCUCGCAGAGGCGCAGUAUGCCUAUUGGACCGACUUCAACACGUAUAACAGUACAAAGGCUUGUCCUGCUCCCGGGGAAUGGAGCGCUCCGGCUUGGAUUCACGCCAAAGUCAGCUUCGACGUGGAAUCUGUGCUGGAACUACCACCCAGCACUCGACUACACGAAGAGGUCAAGGACGUAGAGCGGUGGGUUUCGCUCUCGACGUCCUUGCAAUCUACUCAGUAUCUCCAGCGCACGAGCCCAUCUUUCCCGACCAAGCACAACGGCGGUCAUGUUUUGGAGAAUGGCGCAGGUUCCUUGUGUGGCACACCAGAUAACCCUCGAGGGGAGGAAGUGAAAGACCUCGAAAACGCAGUCUUGGUGGAUCUAUGUGCUGCUCUCGUGGAUGACGACCUCGAUCCCGUAGAGGAGACUCCCAUGGAACUCGACCCCGACGGAUUUCCUCUUUAUCCCGAAGGGGAUGAUCUGGACUUCGCCGAAAUGUCCGGUCUACCAUUCACAUCCAAAGGUUUCGACCGUCUCCCGCCGGUAUCUCCGCCCGACAUCCAGAUUGUCUACUUUGACCUCUACGGAACCCUGAUUGACAACGAAACAGGCAUCUACAACGCGCUAGCUCCUUCGUUAGAACUGUCCAUCCACUCUCUCGAUCGAUCCCAGGCUCUCUCGCUCUACUUCGACGUCGAAGAUAAUCUUAAGCAACGAUGUCCCGGCUCAAUCUAUUCCGAAAUCCUGGCGAGAUCGUACGGUGAAUUUUGUUUGCGACUCGGACUAGACUCGGACCCAGUUGGAACGGCCAAUUUCGUCGCAUCGUUCUUCGACUGGCCCCUGUUUCCCGAUGCUAUAGAGGCUAUGUCUCGACUCAGACCGGGUCUGCUCGUUCUCGCCGGUGUUGUCGAUGUCGAUAUCCGAACUCUUUGCAAGUGCAAAUCCUUCCAGGCGUUGCAACCUUACUUCACCGAGCUCUUCACUUGGGAUGCUGUGAGGUGUUACCGACCUAGCCAGCACUUUUACGACAUGAUAUUCCGAUAUCACGACAAAUCAAGAAUUCCGCGUGCGUGUUGGACAAUGAUAUCCAGCAGUUUAUUUCGCGAUAUCGAAUCGACGCGACCAUUCGAUGUCUCCGGCAUGUGGGUCAAGCGUCCCGAGACGCUCGCUCGCAACUUUCAGGAGCCAGAUGACGGCAUUCCUUACGCGUGGGCCGUCUGCGACGAUGUUCUGGAUGCUGCCUCGUUCCUCCUUCGGAACCGGCAAUAUGCGCACAGCUCUAAGUGGUUGAUCGCUUCGUAGGACUCGUCAACUGUUUUGAUGCAAUGCGGAGGGGAAAAUGAUACACCUGACUCUAUUUCUCCGGUGCCCGCUCGCCCAUGAUUUCGAUGCUUGUUCUACGACUGAUUAUUCAGCGCGUUCCAUGCGGGGCUUGAGAUUUUGAAUGGGCCAGAAGACAGGUAUUCAUCUUUUGUGUGUACGGUGAGAAGUAGCGGUUGAUGCGAGCUUUUUUGGACUCUUGCCGUGCAUUACUUGCGUCUAGAUGACAGAUUGGCACCCGCAGAAGCUUUC
This is a messenger RNA of Mycena citricolor, 2061 nucleotides long. The record is from the annotation of a GenBank genome assembly. Lineage: Eukaryota; Fungi; Basidiomycota; Agaricomycetes; Agaricales; Mycenaceae.